Molecule: messenger RNA, 3265 nt
Organism: Eleginops maclovinus (Patagonian blennie)
Lineage: Eukaryota; Metazoa; Chordata; Actinopteri; Perciformes; Eleginopidae
Gene: lig1
Product: ligase I, DNA, ATP-dependent
Exons: 27
Coding region: 154-3156 (1000 amino acids)
Biological process (GO): DNA recombination; Okazaki fragment processing involved in mitotic DNA replication; lagging strand elongation
Cellular component (GO): nucleus; mitochondrion
Molecular function (GO): DNA ligase (ATP) activity; DNA binding; ATP binding
Source: RefSeq, a predicted model, not a curated record
UUUUGGCGCCGAAUAUUUCUCUCUAUUUUGUUACUCUGCAGCGCGGGAGUCUGUGUUUUGUGUGUGUUGAUGUUGGACCCUGUCUGUGCUUUAAUUAAGCCAUACGUCUACAUUUAGUUUGUUUUUCUGGUGAAGGAAUAGUUUGUGCACAACAUGCAGAGGAGCAUCGCAUCCUUCUUCCAGCCCAAGGGCAAAGAUGUCCAGAAGAAAACCUCCGAUGAACCGGUGAAAAAACCCGUCAAAAGUCCUCUGAAGGUGCAGAACGGCGUCCAGGAAGCGGAUUCACCCGUCAAGAAAGUUGUGAAACGCAGCCGUCAGAUCCUGGACAGCGACGAUGACGAGGCGCCGGUUGUAAAGGAGCAAGUUGCUACCAACGGAGACAAAGAAGCUACGGCUAAACCAGAGAAGAAGGAUGACGUCUUCAAGGCCGUUCCCACCCCCAUGUCUCCUCCACCUGCCCCGGCCACGUCUAUGACCCCAGCCACCCCGGCCACUUCGGCUUCACCCAGGACCCCCAGCACCCCGAACUCCAUCUCCCCCUCUGGGGUCGUUAAACGUAAAACCGCGAGGAAGAUGUUCCCCAAGAGGAAGCUCGAUGAGAGCAGCGAGAGCCAGAAAGACGAGUCCGAGGCCAAGGAGGAGCCGGGUCAGAAAAACAAACGACCCCGUGUGGAGAGCCCAGGGAACCCUGACGAACCCAUGGAGGAGGAAGCAAAGGAAGAACGAGUUGAAAAGGUAGUGACCGAGGUGACGAGCCCAGAUGAGGAGGAGGAGGUGGAGAAGAAGAAGGAGCCGAAGAAAGAGGAAGUAGAGAAGGCCAAGGAGGAGGAAAAGAGCUCUGAUGAGAAAGAAAAGAAAGCUGAGGGGGCGGAAAAUGAAACUGAAGCGAAGGAGAAGAAGGAUGAUGAGAAAGCUGCCACGAAGAAGAAGAAGGAGAAGGUGGAUGAAAAGGAAACAAGAGAGGCAGGAAAGAGCCCAGAAAGUCAAACACCGAGAAAGCAGAAAGAAGCAAAAGAGCAGAAAGAUAAGGAGCCGCCCAAAAAGUCCCCCAUCAGCAGUUUCUUUGCUCCAAGAAAAGCCGCAGUGAAGACGGAGAAAUCGGAGAAGAGCGAAGAAGAGAGAAAGACGAGUCCAGAGAGGAAGGUGUCGGCGGAGGAGAGCAAAGACGUGAAGGGGGAGUCGACCUCAACCCAAACGGACUACAAUCCCGCCAGACCCAACUACCACCCUGUGGAUCACGCCUGCUGGAAGCAAGGCCAGAAAGUGCCGUACUUGGCGGUGGCUCGCACCUUUGAGAAGAUUGAAGAGGACUCUGGCAGGCUGAGAAACAUCGAGACGCUGUCGAACCUGCUCCGCUCCGUGCUGCUGCUCUCUCCAGACGACCUGUUGUGCUGUGUGUACCUGUGUCUGAACCAGCUGGGUCCCGCCUACCUGGGCUUGGAGCUCGGUGUCGGAGAGACGGUGCUAAUGAAAGCUGUUGCUCAAGCCACUGGGCGACAAUUGGACAAAAUCAAGGCAGAUGCGCAGGAGAAGGGAGAUUUGGGUCUAGUGGCCGAGAGUUCCCGUAGCAACCAGCGCAUAAUGUUCCAGCCGGCCAGUCUGACGGCAGGGGGCGUGUUCAGGAAAUUGAAGGAAAUCGGCAGCAUGAGUGGGAACUCGGCCAUGAAUAAGAAAAUCGACAUCAUCAAAGGCCUCUUUGUGGCAUGCCGCUUCUCCGAGGCCCGCUACAUCGUCAGGUCCCUGGCCGGGAAGCUGAGGAUCGGCCUGGCUGAGCAGAGCGUCCUAUCAGCACUGAGCCAGGCUGUGUGCCUCACCCCCCCUGGACAAGGUUUCCCUCCCACUGUGAUCGACGCGGGGAGGGGGAUGAGCACCGAGAGCCGGCGGGCCUGGAUCGAAGCGAAGAGUCUAAUUCUCAAACAGACUUACUGCGAGAUGCCCAAUUACGACGUCCUGAUCCCCGUCCUGCUCAAAGAAGGCAUCGAUGAGCUGCCCAAUCACUGCAAGCUCACUCCAGGUGUACCGCUGAGACCUAUGUUGGCCCACCCCACCAAGGGUGUUGGCGAGGUGAUGAAGAGGUUUGACGAGGCGGCGUUUACCUGCGAGUACAAAUACGACGGAGAGCGCGCUCAGAUUCACAUUCUGGAGAACGGCGAGGUGAGAGUGUUCAGCCGCAACCAGGAAGACAACACCACCAAAUACCCAGAUAUCAUCGCUCGCAUCCCCAAGAUGAAGAAGGAUUCUGUGGUGUCCUGCGUCCUGGACUCGGAGGCGGUGGCCUGGGAUCGGGAGAAGAAACAGAUCCAGCCCUUCCAGGUCCUCACCACCCGCAAGAGAAAGGACGUGGACGCUUCGGAGAUCAAAGUGCAAGUGUGCGUGUACGCCUUUGACCUCCUCUAUCUCAAUGGAGAGUCCCUGGUGCGGCAGCCGCUGUGUCGGCGUCGGGCUCUGCUGAGGGAAAACUUCACGGAGGUGGAGGGAGAGUUUGUGUUCGCCACAUACAUCGACUCCGACAACACCGACACCAUCGCAGAGUUCCUGGAGCAGUCUGUCCGAGACUCCUGCGAGGGUCUAAUGGUGAAGACGUUGGAGAAGGAUGCCACCUACGAAAUCGCAAAGCGCUCUCACAACUGGCUCAAGCUGAAGAAGGACUACCUGGACGGGGUGGGGGACACGAUGGAUCUGUGUGUGAUCGGCGCCUACCUGGGAAAAGGCAAGAGGGCGGGGGCCUACGGGGGCUUCCUGCUGGCCUGCUACGAUGAGGAGAACGAGGAGUUCCAGUCCGUGUGCAAGAUCGGGACAGGCUUCAAGGAUGAGGAUCUGGAGCAGCAUUACAAUUUCUUAAAGGAGCACAUUCUGCCUAAGCCCCGCCCCUACUACCGUGUGGACCAAUCAGCAGAGCCCGAGGUGUGGCUGGACGCCAUGCAGGUCUGGGAGGUGAAGUGCGCCGACCUGUCGCUGUCGCCCGUCUACAAAGCUGCCAUGGGAAUGGUGGAUCCAGUGAAGGGCAUUUCUCUGAGGUUCCCCCGCUUCCUUCGGAUCCGAGAUGACAAAAAGCCAGAGGACGCCACGACUGGAGCUCAGAUUGCUGAUUUGUACAAGAAGCAGCAGCAGAUUCAGAACCAGGGGGAGAAAGCCGAGCUGGAGGACUACUACUGAUCGUCUGUGCUCAUUAGCGCGGAGUAAUAAAUGAAAAGAAUUCAGAAAUAAUUGUAAAUAGUUUCUUUUUUGUAAUGUCGAAUGGAAUAAAGGCUGUUGCCAGUUUUAA